UAAACCCAGCGGCAAAACCCCCAAAAACCGCUUUAUCCUCUCCAGAUCUCUUUCUCUUUCUAUAUACACUGAAUAUUCCUUCGUUCAAAUUUAUGAGAGCUUUCAUAUUCAUACUGAAUUGAAAAAUUAUCCUUUUUUUCGUUCCAUUUUUGAUUUCUGGUUCAGUAUUUCAUCGGUUCAGUGAUCUGUGAAGUUUAGCAGCUUUUAUGAUAAUCUGAAUUCUGGAUAACUCUAUUUGGUCUUUUUCUGCUCUGGGUUGUUUUCUACUUUUCAAUUUUGUUCAUUGGGUUGAAAAAAUCUGUUUUUUUUCGUUUUUUGGGUCCGCAUUUGAUUGGUUCAGUAAUCAGUGAUCUGUGAAGUUCAGUUUCUAUGCUAAUCUGAAUUCUGGGUAACUUGACUGUUUUUUUUUUCUGCUCUAGGGUUUUUCGUUUUCAAUUUCUGUUCAUAGACUUUGAAAAAUUCUCUGUAUUUUCGUUUUCUAGUUCCGCAUUUGAUUGGUUCAGUGAUAUGUGAAGUUCAGGUUCUAUGUUAAUUUGAAUUCUGGGUAAUUCGAUUGGUCUUUUUCUGCUCUAGGUUUUUUUACCUUUUCAAUUUUUGUUCAUAGGGUUGAAAAAAUUUCUCCCUUUUACCUUUUCUGGUUCGGCAUUUGAUUGGUUCAGUGAUCUGUGAAGUUCAGCUUCUAUGCUAAUUUGAAUUCUGGGUAACUCGACUGGUCUUUUUCGCAUUUUUUCUAUUCAAUUUAUGUUCAUAGAGUUGAAAAAUUCUCUGUAUUUUUCUUUUCUGGUUCCGCAUUUGAUUGGUUCAGUGAUCUGUGAAAUUGAGUGUCUACUCUAAUCUGAAUUUUGGUUUCUCGUGGGGUUUUCCAUUUCAAUUUUUGUUCCUUCAUAGUUAAAAAUUUCUCAUUUUUUUGUUUUCUGGUUCAGCAUUUGAUCGGUUCAGUGAUCUGUGAAGUUUAGCUUUUAUGCUAAUUUGAAUUCUGGUAACUCGACUGGCCUUUUUCAUUUGAUUGUUCUGGUUCUGCAUUUCAUCAGUUCAACAAACAACAUACUCAGUGAAAUCCCACAAAUGUGUGAUGGUGAGUUCCGAGAGCUUAAGUGAGUCUGCUGCACCACCACCAAUGAAAUAUGGUGUCACAAAGCCAUUAUCUCUUGCUGGGCCGACUGAGGCAGAUCUUCAAAGAAAUGCUGAACUAGAAAAGUUUUUGAGGGAAUCAGUAUUGUAUGACAGUGAGGAAGAGACUGCAAGGAGAGAAGAAGUACUGCGGCGACUUGAUGAGAUUGUAAAACAAUGGGUGAAACAAUUGACUCGCCAGAGAGGCUACCCAGAUCAAAUGGUUGAGGAUGCAAAUGCUAUCAUAGUCACCUUUGGCUCUUAUCGUCUAGGGGUUCAUGGACCAGGAGCUGAUGUUGACACAUUGUGUGUUGGUCCCUCCUAUGUCAAUCGAGAAGAAGAUUUCUUUAUCCUUCUUCAUGAUAUUUUAGCUGAAAUGGAAGAAGUUCGUGAACUUCAACCAGUUCCCGAUGCUCAUGUCCCUGUUAUGAAAUUCAAAUUUCAAGGGAUAUCAAUUGAUCUUCUUUAUGCAAGUAUAACUCUCUUGGUUAUUCCUGAAGAUUUGGAUAUCUCAGACCAAUCUAUACUCUAUAAUGUGGAUGGACCAACUGUUCGAAGUCUGAAUGGUUGCCGAGUUGCUGAUCAAAUACUGAAACUAGUUCCCAAUGCUAAGCACUUCCGCACAACUCUUAGAUGUCUGAAGUUCUGGGCCAAAAGACGUGGUGUUUAUUCCAAUGUUACUGGAUUUCUUGGUGGGGUGAAUUGGGCUCUUUUGGUUGCUCGCAUUUGCCAGUUUUACCCAAAUGCAAUCCCUAGUAUGCUUGUUUCUAGGUUCUUCCGUGUUUAUACACAAUGGCGUUGGCCAAAUCCUGUGAUGUUAUGCCCAAUAGAAGAGGAUGAACUUGGGUUUCUUGUUUGGGAUCCGCGCAAGAAUCCUAAAGACAGAACUCAUCAUAUGCCAAUCAUCACUCCUGCCUACCCUUGCAUGAACUCUAGCUAUAACGUCUCACCAAGCACUCUUCGAGUAAUGAUGGACCAAUUUCAGAUUGGUAACAAGAUUUGUGAGGAUGUGGAGUUGAAUAAAGCACAGUGGCCUGCUCUUUUUGAGCAUUAUUUUUUCUUUGAGGCGUACAAAAACUAUCUCCAGGUUGAAAUCGUAGCAGCAGAUAAUGAUGAUUUGCUAGCUUGGAAAGGAUGGGUGGAAUCACGGCUUCGACAACUCACGCUAAAGAUAGAGCGGGACACCAAUGGGACGUUGCAGUGCCAUCCUUAUCCUAAUGAAUUUGUGGACAUGUCGAAGCCAUGCCCUCAUUGUGCUUUUUUCAUGGGUUUGCAGAGGCAAAAGGGUGUCAAAGUACAAGAAGGUCAACAGUUUGAUAUUCGUGGAACAGUCGAUGAGUUUAAGCAAGAUGUAAGCAUGUACUCUUAUUGGAGACCGGGCAUGGAUAUUUAUGUCUCGCAUGUUCCUAGGAGGGAAAUUCCUGCUUAUGUCUUUCCUGAUGGGUGUAAGAGACCACGUCAAUCUAGAAAUACAACUCAGCAUACUCCCGAGAAAGAUGCCAAAGGUUGCAUGUCUUCUGAAGAAAAGCGUUCAAAGAGGAAGCAGGAAACCCAUACAGUUGAUGUACAGUCCGACAAACUGCCGAAACGUGCUUCUAUUAGUCCUCAAGAUAUAGGAUCUGUGUCUCCUGCAAGUGUUUCUAGUCGGUCAGGCGGAUCAUCACAGAUAAUCACUCCUGAGGAGUCACUCCACGAGGUGAAGACUGCUGGCCUUCAAAACCGAAGUUCUGAUGAUAAAUCAACAGAGGAUACUGGGGAGCAGAAACCAUGCAUUUCUGAGUGAAAUGAAAAUUCCAGCCUGAUAGUUUAGACAUCAUCACAUCAAGGAACUUUUUGGGAGUUAUAAAAGAAGGUUUUCUUGACCAGUGCAACAUAACAUUCUUCUGUAGCCAGGAGGCGCUUAGUACUUGUGAACAAUGUUCUAGAGGUGCCCCAGCUUUGCAGGCUAUGCAGGAUGACAAAAAGGUGGAUGAUGAUGAGCAGCUCGAUGGACCAGGUAUACGAACUUGAGGUGGGUGGAUGGUGUGAAGGAGUUGAAAUGUGCUCGCAUCAAAUUCCAAAAUUCAAAACCUCUUUGAGGAGUCUGAGUUUUUGACUCACGAAUAGUGGCCGAUGGCAGUGAGAGACUGGAAGCUUUGAGUCGUUGCAGGAUGAUACAAGACUAAAUUUCAGUUGUGUGGGACGGAUGUCGAAGUGAUAAUCGGAUAGUGCAUGAACUACACUACAAAUCCAGCAGCAGGGGUUAAAGGCAGCACAACUUCAUCAAAUUAGCAAAAUCAAGAUUUUCCCCAGACAACAAAAAAUCAACAGCAAGAGAGAGUAGAACUAGAAUGCAGCACCAGAGUCCAGCAGCAUAGCUAUUGAGGUGACAGAAGUUUCAAAAUUUGAAAGAGAGAGAGAACAUGGAUGGUGAAAAGACUGAAUUUGUAAAAAGCCAUAUUAGCACUUUGUU
This is a messenger RNA of Solanum tuberosum (potato), 3562 nucleotides long. RefSeq names its product nuclear poly(A) polymerase 4. Gene Ontology annotation, molecular function: poly(A) RNA polymerase activity; RNA binding. Gene Ontology annotation, cellular component: nucleus. The record is from RefSeq and is a predicted model, not a curated record. Gene Ontology annotation, biological process: RNA 3'-end processing. NCBI's taxonomy places the organism in Eukaryota, Viridiplantae, Streptophyta, Magnoliopsida, Solanales, Solanaceae. The coding region runs from base 1073 to 2893 and encodes 606 amino acids. The transcript has 11 exons.